GGCUCGUUCAAUAUUUUGGGGAUCUUUUUUUUUUUCCUUUACUACAAUCAAUUAUAGACUAUUUUAACCAGUUUUUUUCUUCAGAAGAGUUACAUAGAUCACCUUCACUGUGUUAGGGUAAAAUAAAAGAUGGAAAUCACUGCUGCCAACAUUUAUGGGACUUCCCAAAAUAGAUCGAGAUCAAGAUCGAGAACUAGAAAUUCCACUGCUAAUUCAAGAUCAACAUCUUCCACUAGACGUCCAUCUCUUGGACCAUCUAGAAGAUCUCUCUCGUCUUCGUCGUUAAACAAACUUAAUGUGACUGCCACAAAUAUCGACCAAGAAAAAGGGAUUCCAACUACAACUGCUUCGGUUGAUAAUUCAUUGCCCUUAGACUUUUUCAAACAGGAUUUGAUAGCUUUAAUUAAAGGGUUAAAAGUCAGUAAAUGGCAUAAGGUCCCAUUAUCUGCUGCCAAUUUAUCAGUAAGCAGAAUUUCAGGAGCUCUUACCAAUUCCAUUUAUAAACUCGAAUAUCAAAAUACUGAUGAAGAUUUCCAAGGACCUCCAUUACCAGCAUUAUUAUUAAGAAUCUAUGGUAAAAAUGUAGAUUCUAUCAUUGAUAGAGAGUCGGAAUUAGCAACCUUAAUCAAGUUAUCACAAAAGAGAAUUGGACCUAGAUUACUUGGUAUUUUCGCAAAUGGAAGAUUUGAACAAUUUCUUGAAGGUUAUAUAACCUUAAAUAAAACUCAAAUUCGUGAUGAAGUUAUUUCUCAAAUCUUGGGAAGAAGAAUGAAGGAUUUGCAUUAUAAGAUUGCCCUUGAACAUCUGGAUAUUUCAGGGGAUUUGCCUAUGGCUUGGCGUUUAAUCUAUAAAUGGUUGGAUAUGCUUGAAGAGCAAUUAACAUCAACUGAAGUUUCAGGACUUACAAUUGAUGAAGAAUCAAUUUUUAAGAUGAAAUAUUCAGAAUUUAGAGAAAAUAUUGAGACUUAUCGUAAUUGGUUAUUUGAUAAAUAUGAUACAAAUAAUUUUAGUGAUAAUUUUAAAUUUUGUCAUAAUGAUACUCAAUAUGGGAAUUUAUUACUUCAUGAAGAUUUUGAUCCAGAAGAAAUUAUUUUAUCAUCUACUUCCAACCUUGAUUUGAAAAAUGCUGAAACCAAUGGUGAACAAGUUGUUAUGGCAACCACUAAUAAAAAGGAUAAUAGUUUAGCAGUUAUUGAUUUUGAAUAUUCUGGUUCAAAUUUCCCAGCUUUUGAUUUGGUUAAUCAUUUCUCUGAAUGGAUGGCAGAUUAUCAUGAUCCAGUCAAAUCUUAUUACAUUCAUGAAGAUCAAUAUCCUUCAAGAUUGCAACAAGUUAAUUUGAUUAAGUCAUAUAUUGAAUAUGAUUUCCAAUAUCCUUCUUCCAACCUCAAAACAUCAAAGACAGAUGAUCUUUCUUCUUCAACCAAUGCAACUGAUUUAAUUGAAUCUGAGAUUAAAAAACUCUAUAAUGAAUGUAUCUUUUGGAGACCUACAGUGCAAAUUUAUUGGAGUUUAUGGGGGUUAAUCCAAAGUGGACCACUUACAUCAACUCUGGCUAGUUCUACUACCAGCCCUGGUUCUUUAGAAGAACAAGGGGUUGAUGGUACUUAUAGUAUUACUACUUCAUUAGAAAAUUUACAAGUAGAAGAAACUCCUAUUGAAGAAUAUAUCACGUCUUCAGAUGAUGAUUUUGAUUAUUUGAAGUAUUCUGGUCAAAAAAUUGGAUUAAUUUUGGGUGAUUUAAUUCAAUUUGGUAUUAUUUCAAAAGAUCUGAUUAAAAAGGAAUACCAUCAAGAUUUAAAAAUUUUAGAUUGUGAACUUUUCGACAUUUAAUAUAUAGGAGAAGACAACAAAAAAAAUAAGAUUAUUAAAAGUGGGGAGAAAAGAUGUAA
[Candida] anglica is the source of this 1889-nucleotide messenger RNA. NCBI's taxonomy places the organism in Eukaryota, Fungi, Ascomycota, Pichiomycetes, Serinales, Debaryomycetaceae. The record is from the annotation of a GenBank genome assembly.